AUGCGUUACUCUUUCGUUGCAGCUGCCCUUGUUGGGUCAGUUGUGGCCGCGCAGCACAAGGCUCACGCUGGAUUCCACAUGCGCCGCCAUGGUGGAUACGCCGCUGAGGAGUCUUGCGAGAUCAUCACCCACACCGUCACUGUGACCGCAAUGCCCUCCAUGGCUCCCAACAGCACCAUGGCUGUCCCACCUACUGUCCCAGAGACCUCGUGCACUGAGGAGGGAAAGACUUCAAUCGUCGUUCCUACUCCUAACGUCCCGGCUUCGACCGGAGAGGCCCCCAAGCCUUCCAGCCCUGCUCCCGUAGUCCCUGGAACUUCCAUGCCCGCCUACCCCGAGGUACCAAUGUCUUCUGCCCCUGGCUACCCCGCGGUGCCCGAGUCCACCAAGCCAGCGGUCCCCGCUGUCCCAGAGUCGUCCACCACCUGCACUGAGGAGGAGGGAAAGACUUCUUCCAUGGAGGCUCCCAAGCCAACCUACCCUGCCGGUACUCCUGAGGCAUCCAAGCCCUCUGUUCCCGAGGUGUCCAAGCCUGCCGUUCCCGAGGUCCCAGAGGCAUCUAAGCCUGCUGUUCCAGAGUCCACCACCUGCACUGAGGAGGAGGGCAAGCCCACUGGCCCAGCACCCGUCCCGGAGGAGUCCAAGCCUGCUUACCCUACCGUACCUGAGGUUACUCAGCCCGCAUACCCCUCAGUUCCCCAGGAGUCUAAGCCUGCUUACCCUUCCGUCCCUGAAUCCUCCAAGCCUGCCGUUCCGGAGGUUCCCGAGGCUUCCAAGCCUGCCUACACUCCCUCUGCACCUGCCUCUUCCGCCGAGAAGCCCAAGCCAACCCCUAGCUCCACCAAGGAGGUAGAGAAGCCCAAGCCCACUGGCAGCUACAACCAGGGUGACCACAUCAAGACCAACGGCGACAAGUGGGCCAUUACAUACACCCCUUACGCUAACUCUGGUGACUGCAAGACCGCCGAUGAGAUCGCCACCGACAUCAAGAAGAUCUCAGAGCUCGGAUUCACCACUAUCCGCUCCUACAGCACUGACUGCGGUGUCUUCGAGCACGUUGUUCCUGAGUGCCAGAAGUACGGAUUGAAGGUCAUCUACGGUAUCUUCCUUGAGGCUGGUGGCAAGGGUGGCAGGGGUCCUUUCUCCAGCUACGCCAACGACCAGCUCAAGGACAUCACCGACAACGCCCCCAAGGACUCCGUCGCCAUGGUCAUUGUCGGAAACGAAUGUGUCUUCAACGGUAACUGCGACGUUAACGAGCUUGGUUCUUACAUCGACUACGUCCGUGAUCAACUCGUCAGCUCCGGCUACGAGGGCGUUGCUGUCACUACCACUGAGACUGUUGGCUCCUGGGAGGAGCACGGUGCUGCUCUCUGCGACCACAUCGAUGUCUUCACUGUCCAGGUCCACCCUUACUUCACCCAGUCCGUCUCCGCUGAGGAGGCCGGUGACUUCGCUGCCCAACAACUCGAGCAGGCUGCCAAGGUUUGCCCCGAGGCUGCUGCCAAGGGCAAGUACAUCACUGAGAUCGGCUGGCCCAGCGCUGGUCAGUCUAACGGAAAGGCUGUUGCUGGUGUUGAGCAGCAGAAGACUGCUAUGAAGAAGAUCAUGGAGAAGGUCGGAUCCGAGGCUUGCCUGUUCUCUUACCAGAACGACGGCUGGAAGGAGCCUGGCAACCUUGACGUUGAGCAGAACUUCGGCUGCGUUGAUGCUAUCAUCGAUGCUUCCUCAGGUCUCUCCCUGUCCGUUGACAUCUCUUUGUAG
Molecule: messenger RNA, 1764 nt
Organism: Alternaria burnsii
Lineage: Eukaryota; Fungi; Ascomycota; Dothideomycetes; Pleosporales; Pleosporaceae
Exons: 2
Coding region: 1-1764 (587 amino acids)
Biological process (GO): cell wall organization
Cellular component (GO): fungal-type cell wall; cell surface; extracellular region
Molecular function (GO): 1,3-beta-glucanosyltransferase activity; glucan endo-1,3-beta-D-glucosidase activity
Source: RefSeq, a predicted model, not a curated record